ACUAGUCCAAGUUCAUGUACAGUAACAGUAUACAAUAACAAGUUACAAACUGUCUGUAGUUGUCAAGUCUCAAGUCAACAACUACCACUAGUUAAGCUCAUCUUUUUCAUUGGAUUAAAUUUCGCUAUGGAGUUGCGUAGACGACAGCUAUCAAAUGGAGACACGAAGGACGUACCACCGCGCCAGAAGAAAGCAGUACCUUCUUUCUUCCUAAAAAUACGUCCAAAAAAAGUGAUAAUCACCCUGAGCAUCCUGUUCUUCUUCUACAUAGCCCUAUCCUUCAACUCAGAGCCUCUGCGGUUCGGCUCAUCCAUGAUCGACCGGCUGGCCUCGUCCCUGAACCUGCACAAGCAGCAGUACGUGGUGAUAAUAGACGCAGGCUCAACAGGCAGCCGAGUGCUAGCCUUCACCUUCCACAACUCUAUUCUGAACAACGACCUAGUUCUAGACAGCGAAUUGUUCGCCGAAGUCAAGCCAGGACUCAGCAGCUUCGCCGACGACCCGCAAGCUGGAGUCGAGACACUGCGGACUCUCCUGGACAAGGCCAAAGCGGUGAUUCCCGAGUCCGCUUGGGCUCACACUCCGGUGAGCAUGAAGGCCACAGCAGGCUUGAGACUUCUUCCGCGAGCCAAGGCGGACAAUAUCAUCCAAGAGUGCCGGAAGUUCUUCAGCCAGUCGGGCUUUUUUACCACCAAGAACUCCGUCUCGAUAAUGGAGGGCGUUGAUGAGGGAAUCUUCGCCUGGUUCACUGUUAAUUUCCUCACUGGAAAACUCUCCAGUUAUAAGAACGACAACACCGCAGCAGUAUUAGACCUGGGCGGUGGAUCCACCCAGGUCACCUACGCUUUGGACGAGGAAGACCUUAAAGUCCUGGACAAGCACUUUUACACUAUCAACGCCUUCAAUCGCAAUAUGACCCUUUAUACUUAUAGUUAUCUUGGCAUGGGACUCAUGGCUGCCAGGAAGGGAGUCCUCACUGGCUUUGGUCAUCAUCAAGAAGACAAGGAUCAAGCUCCGAAGGUUCAGGAGGUUCUUGUCAGGUCCGAGUGCGUUAAUCCAAUUGUCUCUGCUAAGUGGAACUACGCAGGUGUUAAUUAUCUCGUCAAGGGACCCGUUAAUGGGACUCACAAGAAGGUCAAGGGGUGGAAUGGCGCUGUCACUGAAGAAGACAGGCCUGUUGUUAGAGUCAAUGAGUGUAUCAAGGUUGUUAAAAAUUAUAUUGAUACUAUUGACGAGAAACCUGUGGGAUUGGCCAAGCAUAAUAUUUAUGCAGUGUCUUAUUAUUAUGACAGAGCUACUGAGGCAGGAUUAAUAGAUCCAUUUACAGGAGGUGUAAUUACACUUCAAUCCUUCCAUAAAAAACUUGUUGAAAUUUGUAAUUAUCCUAAUACUGAUCAGCCAUUUAUGUGCCUGGAUAUGACGUUUAUUUAUGUAUUACUACAUGAUGCGUUUGGUCUUGAUCAUACUACUAAAUUAAACCUUUAUAAAAAAUACAAUGGACAUGAACUAAGCUGGAGUUUAGGAGCAGCGUUCAGCCUUCUUGAUAGCGAUCUUUAA
Molecule: messenger RNA, 1557 nt
Organism: Cotesia congregata
Lineage: Eukaryota; Metazoa; Arthropoda; Insecta; Hymenoptera; Braconidae
Source: the annotation of a GenBank genome assembly